AAACAUUUUAAAGGUUAUCGGAAGAAUUUUUGUGAUUUUAGAUUAUUUUUGAAUCGUGGUUGAAAUAAGAAAUAAAUUUAAGAUGGAAAACUUGGACAUAAAAUCCUGCGUCGUUCCUGGGUGUGGGGCAAAUUCGGAAUUGUGUCCUUAUCUGUUUUUUCUUAAAGUUCCGCAAAAUCCCGAUCGUCGAGUCGAUUGGUGUGAUGCUAUGGGCGUUGCGUCCCGGAAAGGACGACUUUAUUGUUGCACCCGGCAUUUUGACAUUCCAGGAGAUUUCGAUGGUGAUGCCUCUUCGGACAAAUCAAGUGGGAUCCGAUUAAAGCUCAGAGGGGAUGUGCUCCCACAUAAAGGAAUUACAUUUCAAAAGGAUGUAAAGAACAUUUAUUCGUUGUUUGAUCAGAUGAAAAGAAACGGCAAGCUUGAGAGGAAUUGUAAAUAUCUUUUACCAGCAAUCGAACAAGAUCUUAAAAUAAAAGUGCCGCUGAAUAUUAAACCUUCAGUGAUGGAGAAAACUUAUCUAUUUCUUAUUGAAAAGAUAAAUGAGUACUUCAAAGCUGAUCGUGUGCAAUCUAGAUAUCAAUUGGUACAAUAUCUGAACAACAGUAGAGAUGCAAUCACUGGAAUAGCUAACGAGAAGCCUUCUAAAGGAACAUUACAGAGUUCUAUCACACUUAAAACCAUUCAACCGUUUCUACAGUACGACUCUGUUGGAUGUUUGGAUUUACAGAUUGACUAUAAGCAAUUGGAGCAGCUGUAUUUUGUAUGUGAAUCCAAUCAGUUAAAUGCAUAUUUUUGUUCGAAAAAUAAUCUUACGCAGCCUAUUAGAACAGAUAUCAGUCAUUUGUUUUUCACACCUGGUAUAGGAGUGCAUUUAACUCUUCCAUUCUUCGAAAUAUCGAGAGGAAUUAUUGCUAAUUCAGAAAAGUAUGUAGUAGAUCAGAAAAGCAUUCUGAGGCCGUCGGAAACCAAACUAAAUGGCAUGGAAAAAUUUCAAAAAAUAGAUAGGCCUUAUCGUUUGAAGUCGUCCAAAGUCGGACAAAACGCAACGUUGGAAUAUUUGGAUAUUUUGAUCAAUUUGUUUGAAUCGUAUGAAUUUACGACGAGCCACGCUCAGCGCUCAGCACUGAAAAUUUUGCUACAACAAAUCAGGAAGGAACUUUCAGAGUAUGAAAUGAAGGAAUUGCAGGUGACUUACGGUUACUAUCUAGCUAGUCAUAAAUACUACCGUAUUAUAAAUAAUGACAUUAAAUCCGAGGCUGGUGACGAGAACAGUUAUAUGCAUGUGAAAGAAGUGAUUAAUCCAGAAGUCAAUUUCCAAUUUAUCAAUACGAUCGACAUUGAUUCAGGAAACAUUGAUAUGAUUCAGGAAUAUUUCCGCCCAGUUCUCGAGUAUGUAAAUGAAGAACAAAAUCCAGCCGAUGGUGAGUCAUACUUGAGAUUUGCUGAUAAGCUUAAGAAAGCCAUCGUAUACACCUGCCUGGAGUGCAAUGCUACGUUUGAUUCUCAUGUUGGGAUCGAGAAACAUCGUUUUCAAGGAUCCAAAAAAUGGAAGUGUGUGAUUUGUCAUAAGUCGUUCCCAGAAAAUGAGAUUGUUGAUGAAAAGUGGAAGCACGAAUGUAAUAGUGGCUAAAAAAAUAUUCUUUAUUCAUUAAAUUCGAAUAAAAUUGAGCUUAUUACGAUGGAUACUCAA
Molecule: messenger RNA, 1690 nt
Organism: Toxorhynchites rutilus septentrionalis
Lineage: Eukaryota; Metazoa; Arthropoda; Insecta; Diptera; Culicidae
Exons: 2
Coding region: 83-1630 (515 amino acids)
Source: RefSeq, a predicted model, not a curated record